This is a messenger RNA of Sarcophilus harrisii (Tasmanian devil), 1387 nucleotides long. RefSeq names its product urocortin (gene UCN). Lineage: Eukaryota; Metazoa; Chordata; Mammalia; Dasyuromorphia; Dasyuridae. The transcript has 2 exons. Gene Ontology annotation, cellular component: extracellular region. Gene Ontology annotation, molecular function: hormone activity. The record is from RefSeq and is a predicted model, not a curated record. The coding region runs from base 821 to 1210 and encodes 129 amino acids.
ACUAUCUGCUUUUAAUUCCUCAAUUAAAAGGGCCUGGACCUUUAGGCAUCUAGAGAAGUACUCAUGGUAGGGAGCUUUCGGGAAAAAGAGGAUCAGUUCCGUGGAUUCAUUUGGUCCUUGUUGCCCAUGAGGACAGCCUUUGGACCCGGUCUCUGGCUGCACACCUGGAAGCGUGGGCUAUUCGAGCUGUGUGCCAACUGUAUUGUCCCCUCUCUACAAUUCAGAUUCCUCUUCUGCUGAGACUGGGGGAAAGGAAGCCGUGGUAAGAACCACGGACAGCUCCACAAUUUUGCUGUUGGUUUGCUUUUAGGUUUCCCCUUCUCGGCAAGGAAACAUUUCCCUUAUUAGUAGAGGUUUUCCCCCGGGAGCAGGGCGCAGAAGGGGAAGAUGCUGUUUACUUAAUUGGAAACGGUGCGAGGUCUGCCUGGGUCCUUCGGUCCCACCCCUCUAUCCCUGCGGACUCUAGGUUCCUUCCUGGGAGCUUACCCCUAGAGGUAGCCGGCGGUAUUUCCAUGCAGGGGGUCUCGUCCCGGGUGAGGAGGAGGGGGGCAGUGCGCUCCUCGCCCCGCAGCGAGCUGCGGUUCUGUCAGUUCAUCUACAGUCAGUGCAUGUCCUUCGCUGACGUCAAUCGGAGCUGCCCCGUCCCUAUAUAAAUCUGGCAGCAGCCCCGGGACACUACCCGCCUUCCCCAGGCACUGGCAACCAGCCCCGGGCUCCCGGACUCCGGUUCCAUUGGGACAGUGACCGAAGCUCUGCUGCCCGGCCCCCCCACGGCAACACCCUCGGAGAAACCAGGACCCGCAGCGGCGGCACCCACGCCAUGAGACGGCCGGGGCGCACGGUUCUGUGGGCGGCACUGCUGCUGCUCUCGCUCCAGCUGCGCCCGAGCACCUGCAGCCGGGGGCCUCUAGAGGCCGUGUCCCCCCGGGACGAGGGUCUGGACCGGAGUUUGCGGUGGAGUCCCAGGAGUCCGGCCGGGGGAGCCCGUGCCCUCCUCCUCCUGACCGAACGUUUCCCGCGUUUGGCCGCUGGGACAGGCGCCCUCUUCUCGCCCCUAAGCUACCGCUCCAAACCCAAACGGGACGAAUCUCCCGUUUCCAUCGACCUGACCUUCCACCUGAUGAGGACCCUGUUGGCACAGGCACGGUCGCAGAGCCAGAGGGAGCAAGCCAAGCAGAACCGGAUCAUCCUGGACUCGGUGGGCAAGUGAACCCGGCCUGGCCAACCCCGUUCUGCCCGCUGGGACCUAAGGGGCGGCGCCGUCUUGGGUCUUGGGACCGGUCUCGGAGCCAGUCUUGGAAGCCCCCGGAACUGUGCGCGGCGCGGCCGGGGCCGGCUCCCUUCUGAGGACCAUGCUUCUGUCUUCUAAUAAAAGCGUUGAAGAGUC